GAUUGGAACAGCAGUGGUAUGAUGUGAGAGUCCAGCACCUUAUAUACCACGCCACCUGUUGGCCUAGUGCAUCUUUUUCUGCUCCAAGCGGGAAGUGCGGAGGGCAGGAGAGAGAGCAUGGCGGUCAGAAGGCAGAAAAUACAGAUGGACGGGACUCUCUCACACCUGGGUUUCAGGCUAGCUGUGACCACAGCCCUCCCCUGCCGUGCUGAAUUUCCAUUAGCAGAGAAGCCCGCCUCCCUCUCCCCUUCCCCCAGGGCCCAGCCCAGCAGGGAGAAGCACCAGAUCAGCUGGGUCAGGACUUCUGGCUCCACAUGAGGGGGAGAGACAACUGAGGCUCCCAGCUGGCCUCACACAUCCCUGCAGUGGCUUCUUGGCACCAGCAUACCAAGCCAACCAGGGACCCCAUAAGCCAGAGGCUGGGCAAGAACGAGUAAACAUGCCUGCAGCCCAAGAUUCAACCUGCUUUUCCUGACACCUGGGCCCUCGAGGUAGUAAUGUGAUUUCCUUGCACACCUCCAGAUCCGGUCCCACUCAGAAUGUACUCCCCCAGCACAUGAAGAGACGUGCGACUCUCCUCUCCCUCCCUGUCUCUCACACACACCUGACUCAGAGACAGACGCCACUUUCUCAGGCACAGGCUGGAGACCAGCCAGUGGAGCAGGGAUUUCAUGGGCAUUGGAUUACCAGGAGCUGGUGUGGAGCUCCACCCAGCACAACCUUCGCCCAAAUCUGACUGCCGCCCACCCCAGGCCCUCCCAGGUGGGUGGCAAGGGGCAAGGGGUCCUGAGGGAGCUUAUAGACCCAGAAGGCAGGAAAGGCAGAAGGAAAGAACUCUCACGGGUUCAGAGUGACAACAGUCCCCCAGCUCUCAGCAUUUGGAGGACUGAGGAAUAUAAAGGGGUCAGUCUGCAAGGACGAAGAGAGGGUGCUGCAGGCUCCCCGCUUCCAUGGAAGCCUGCAGGACUACAGAAGAGAGGUGGAAGAAGUCCUGAGUAGUCCUCCCUGGUGGAAACUUUCUUUUCAGGUAGCAGGUCGUGAACUAUUAUAGAAGCCUGCAAUGGAAGAAGCCAUGCAGAGGUGUGACUUGCUCCAAGCUGAGGUUUAGGCCCCGCAUGGAGGUCAGUCUCCCAGGAAGUAACCCAGGCUCCUGCGUGUGUCCAGAGGUCUGCCUCACCUGAGCUCAGGAGUAGAAGGCUACUGGAGGCUCUUGCUCUACCUGCCCACCAAGUCCGCCCAGGAACCUGAUGACCUCAGGAGGCUGCGCUUCCCAGCAAGCGGACUGAAAGCCCCACGGUAUCCCGGCGCUAAGUCAGAGACCACUAGAGGGCUCCAGAAACUCACUGACUGCUAAUGCCCUCUUGUGGCUAGAAUGGGGAUCGGCAAGAAAGAAAUUGCAGAAGAGCGCCCAGAUGGGAUUUCUGAGAUAAUAAUAGCGGUACAGGAGCUGGUGCCCACGCAGACCUGCCACACGACAGCUCCAGCCUCGCCCUCUUGCACCUUUGGUUUCCUUCCCCAGGUCAGUGGCGCCGUGCCUGUGAGCGGCGGGAAGAUGGUGCUGACUCUGACCCAGGAGAUCCUCAGCCACCUGGGCCUUGCCAACAAGACUGCAGCUUGGGGGACGCUGGGUACCCUCAGGACCUUCUUGAGCUUCAGUGUGGACAAGGAUGUGCAGAGGCUGCUGAGGGCCAUUACAGGCCAAGGUGUGGACCGCGGCGCCAUAGUGGAUGUGCUGACCAAUCGGAGCAGGGAGCAAAGGCAGCUCAUCUCCCGAGCCUUCCAGGAGCGCACCCAGCAGGACCUGCUGAAGUCCCUGCAGGCGGCGCUGUCGGGCAACCUGGAGAGGAUGGUGGUGGCACUGCUGCAGCCUGCAGCCCAGUCUGAUGCUCAGGAAUUGAGGACGGCCUUGAAGGCCUCAGGUUCUGUGGGCGAUGUGGCCAUGGAAAUUCUUGCCACCCGAGCCCAGGCGCAGCUGCAGGAGUGCCUGGCGGUCUACAGACAAGGUUUCCAGGUGGAGGCUGAGGAGGACAUCAAGUCUGAGACCAGCGGCAUCUUCCAGGACCUGCUCCUGGCCCUGGCCAAGGGGGGCCGUGAGAGCUACUCCGGAAUCAUCGACUAUCACCUGGUGGAACAGGACGUGCAGGCAUUGCGAAUGGCUGAAGGACCCAGCACCGAGGGCACGUGGGUCCUGACCUUCACCCAGCGAAAUCCGGAACACCUUGUCCGAGUGUUCGAUCAGUACCAGCGGCAGACGGGCCAGGCGCUGGAGGAGGCUGUCCAGAGCCGUUUCCAUGGAGAUGCUCAGGAGGCCCUGCUUGGCCUAGCCUCAGUGCUCAGGAACACACCCCUGUACUUCGCCGACAAACUUCACCGAGCCCUCCAGGAGACUGAGCCCAACCACCAAGUCCUGAUGCGCAUCCUCACCUCUCGGAGUGAGACUGACCUCCUAAGCAUCAGAGCUGAGUUCAAGAAGAAAUUCGGGAAAUCCCUCUACUCUUCGCUCCAGGAUGCAGUGACAAGCGACUGCCGGUCGGCCCUCCUGGCCCUGUGCAGGGCGGAAGACAUCUGAGACCUCCCUGCCCCGACACUCACAUGCUGGUCAAAUCUCUGAGACUGCAGAGCAUCCAAACAGGAUAACCCCUCACUGAGCACCACAUGGCUCCAGCUUCUUAUCGAGGACCGACCUCUAAGUUUCCUUUAAAUCCUUUCAUUUCCCUCAUCUCACAGUGCCGCCUGUACCUGGGGCCUCCAGCUCCACCUUGGGUGUAAGGGGGUGACGGGAUCUCUCCCAUAGUUUCUGCCUCACCCUCCCCAACCCUGGCCAGAUCAUCUCACUAGUACUUGAAUUCUUUUGUCAGACUUCGCUGUUGUUUGUGUUCCCUGAUUGAAGUUUGGGUGGGGCAGGAUAGGUGUGGGGCUGGGGCCCUGGCUUUGGAGGAGGCUUUGAUGUGCACUGGCCAGUCCACAGGGACCCAGUUUCUGCCCUGGGCCUGCAGUUAUCAACACCCUGGUUGCUGUGGGUCAACCUCACCCUUAUUAUUCUCCUUUCCCCAGGAAGUUUCGGGCAAAAUAACUGACAAACAGGGCAGCAGAAUGAGGUCAGAUACGGUCAGAGGUGGGCCGGCUGGGUGAAACAGUGGUUAAGGCAGCUGGACCCCACAAGGCCAACUGUGGUUCAAG
Molecule: messenger RNA, 3180 nt
Organism: Tupaia belangeri chinensis (Chinese tree shrew)
Lineage: Eukaryota; Metazoa; Chordata; Mammalia; Scandentia; Tupaiidae
Gene: ANXA9
Product: annexin A9
Exons: 15
Coding region: 1373-2569 (398 amino acids)
Cellular component (GO): vesicle membrane; nucleus; plasma membrane
Molecular function (GO): phosphatidylserine binding; calcium ion binding; calcium-dependent phospholipid binding
Source: RefSeq, a predicted model, not a curated record